Molecule: messenger RNA, 1671 nt
Organism: Miscanthus lutarioriparius
Lineage: Eukaryota; Viridiplantae; Streptophyta; Magnoliopsida; Poales; Poaceae
Source: the annotation of a GenBank genome assembly
AUGGCUCGUGCUACUUAUCUCCUUCCCCUCUUCGUAGUACUGAUACACCUCCGUUCACUAGCUUCAUCCACUUCCUAUGGCAACCUCACAGCCCCUUCGUGCCAUCCAGACCAUGCUGCAGCACUCCUCCAGCUCAAGCAAUCCUUCCUCUUCGACUACUCCACCAACACCCUUCCUUCAUGGGAAGCAGCCACUGACUGCUGCCUCUGGGAGGGUGUUGGCUGCGACAGUGUCUCUGGCCAAGUCACCGUUCUUGACCUCAGUGGCCGUGGCUUGUACAGCUACAGUCUUGACAGAGCGCUCUUCAACCUCACCUCGCUCCAGCGACUCGACCUGAGCAAGAAUGACUUUGGUGGAUCAUGUAUUCCGGCAGCUGGCUUUGAGAGGCUUUCGGUACUCACACACCUUAACCUUUCUUACUCAGGUUUCUAUGGACAGAUUCCCAUUGUAAUAGGCAAACUCUCGAGUCUCAUAUCCUUGGAUAUUUCUUCAAUCCAUUACAUUGAUGGUGGUGAAAUAGACACACUCUAUAAUGUUUUCGACAGCUAUAGCCUUUUGGUCCUACAAGAACCAAGUUUCGAGACACUAGUGUCAAACCUCACAAAUUUGAGAGAGCUCUACCUUGACGGAGUGGACAUAGCUAGUGGCGGAGAAGACUGGGCCAGAACGCUUGGAAAAUAUGUUCCUCAUCUUCAGGUUCUUAGCAUGGCAUAUUGCAGGCUUGUUGGUCCUAUCCAUUACUCCAUGUCACUUCUCCGCUCUAUUGAAGUGAUCAAUCUCAAACUGAAUGGAAUUUCCGGGGUGGUUCCAGAAUUCUUUGCAGAUUUUCUCAAUUUAAGAGUUCUUCAACUCAGCUUUAAUAAUUUGAGAGGCAGCUUUCCUCCCAAAAUCUUUCAGCUGAAGAAUCUGGGAGUACUGGAUGUGUCAAAUAACGAACAGCUAUCGGGGAAUGUUCCAAAAUUUCUCUAUGGGAGCUCCCUGGAAACUUUGAAUCUGCAGGAUACCCUUUUCUCUGGUGUCACUCUGAGCUACUUUGUCAAUCUCACAUCUUUGACAGAUCUGGGAAUAGAUGGAAGAUCAAUUUUUACGGAGCCUCCCUAUUUUUUUAUAAACAAGCUGAACCAUAUUAGUACCUUGCGACUCUCUUCGAUAAAUUUUUCAUGGGAGGUAGGGUCAAAAUUCUCAUGGAUUGGUGAUCUCCAGAGCUUGACAACAUUGAAACUGUCUGAUUGUUACUCCACCAAGACAAUGCCCUCCUGGAUUGGAAACCUCACCAAUUUGAGAAGCUUGGAUAUCAGGUAUUGUGAUUUCAUUGGGCCAAUUCCACAUUCAAUUGGCAACCUCACGACAUUGGAAUAUUUGGCAAUCUCUGAUUGUGCUUUCUCGGUUCAAUUACUCUCUUCCGUUGGCAAUCUCAGAAACUUAAGAUUCCUGCAAAUAUCCUAUGAUUAUCAUGGUUUAUCUGGCCCUAUAACACCGGCAAUUGGACAUCUCAACAAGUUGGCAGUAUUAAUACUUAGAGAUUGCAGCUUUUCUGGGAGAAUACCAAAUACAAUUGCCAACAUGACUAAACUGAUUUUUCUGGACCUUUCACAGAAUGACCUUGUCGGUAAGAUUCAAAAUCCAACUAUCACAUUAUACCUUAUAAUUUGUGAAUUAUGCAUCAAAUGA